AUGCCAACAGUCACAAAGCUAAUCACUGAUCCUGAUCAAUUGGGUAACAAUGAGAAUCAAGAACUAUGGCAAACAAUCCCAAUUCAUUCAAAGGUGGAUGGAAAUGCAGAGGACCCUGAAGACAAAGAAACCCAUAAACUGGGAAAUGUCAAUUGGGGAGUUUUGGAGAAUGAAGGACCAGAGGAUUCACCUUCAAGCACAGAAAUUACAGACCAAGAAAUCUCUAGUCCUGAAAAGCAGGAAACUGAAUCUAAAGAAAACAAUAAUUCCAACCAUAUACAAAGCCAAACAGAAACUCUGGAGAACAUCAUUCAGAAAACAAGAGAACCAAAGGGAGAAAAACUUGGAAAAGCAUUGGGUAGAAGAACAAAGAAAAAGAAGAAUGGGAAACACAAGCUCCUAGAGUCAACUUUGGCAGAAAUGAAAGACAAUAAAGCACAAGAAGGUGAUACUCAGGAAAAAGAUCUCAAAGUUUCUCUUAAUGAAUUUGAUGAGUAUGUUCAGGAAGUGUGGGAUGACUCGCUUGAAAACGUUAUAGAGGAUGAGAGUAUUCAAAGUGAACGUGAAUUUUACAUUUUGAAUAAAUUUUGCACAAGAUUAUUACAAGAGUUUUGGGAUCCAGUUCAAAGCCCGAUUUACAAGAAAUUCAAAUCAGCCUUCCAUCCAUCCAAAUCUUAUAAUCUCAAACCCAAUGAGAUUUUCCCAGGUAUAGAAAGAAAACAGUUCCAGAUCUCCCAAUCCAAGAAACCAUUUUCUGAAGAUGACCUGGCCAAAUUUGGAUUCAAAUCUGAUACAAAUUCCCAUUCAUCAACCAACACUGAAUCUGUUGGGAAUCAAUUUAAAUUCAAUUUAGAUGGAUUCAAGUACCAUUUGGAACAUGAUAAUAUAGAUCUUGAAUUCAUGAAAGCUUUGGGCAUUCAUUUAAAAAUCGGUGACAGAUCUAGAUAUUUAUCUUUGAAUGAUAUGAAUCUGGAAUCAUACAAACAGAUUAGUAACAUGUUCCACACCAACAAAUUGGGUUUUGUGAAGGGUGUCAAUCUAGCAAUCGCACUGAUUGGAGUUUAUGAAGGUUUGAGGAGAGUUAACACCAUGAUCAAACAAACCUCUGAAAUGACGAUUGUUGAGAAUUGGAAAUUGAUCAGAAAGUUGCUGACUCAAAACGGUGAACUCACACCAAAAGAAGCAGACAAGAUUGGAAGAUACUACAGAAUCUCAACAGUCUUUCCAAACAGGCUAAACCAAGAAUCAAAAGAGAAGCCGAAAUUCAAAACUGAAGUCCAAUUGAAUAUAUUGAGCUCGCUAGGAAUCUUUGAAUCUAGAAGACAAGAGGGAAUUUGGAUUGAUGAAUUCCAGUUCAGGAAAAGCAGUAGGCUUUGGGAUUCCAGGGAAGAUCUUUACAGAAGUAGUCGACACAAUGGAGUUGAUAUUGAAAGAGUGGUACGGAUCAUCAAGAAGCACAAGAUAGACAGUAGUUGGAACUUGAUUGAUUUUCCUGGUCUUGUCCGUGAUGAUUUCAUCAAAUCAAAGGAGGAGCCAUUGUUGCCCUGGUGUCUUUCUCCUGAGAGAGGAUGGCUCACCAAGAUCUAUGGUUCCAAGAAAACUGAAGAAGAUUUGGUCAAUUUUUUGACAAAGGAAGGAAUCCUCUAG
Messenger RNA from Puccinia graminis f. sp. tritici CRL 75-36-700-3, 1647 nucleotides. RefSeq lists its product as uncharacterized. Bases 1 to 1647 code for a protein of 548 amino acids. The transcript has 5 exons. NCBI's taxonomy places the organism in Eukaryota, Fungi, Basidiomycota, Pucciniomycetes, Pucciniales, Pucciniaceae. The record is from RefSeq and is a predicted model, not a curated record.